AUGUCAAAACAUACUCCCAUCCUAGAAAGACAAUUUGUUAAUGAAGCACUUGAACGAGAGGCACUAACGCAUAAAUCAUACGCAUAUGAAAAUCCAAUGAGCGGGAAUCAUAAUGAAAAGUUGGAGUUUUUGGGAGAUUCAAUUAUAUCAUUUGUGGUGGCGGAUUAUCUAUAUGAUAGAUGCAAAGAUUAUAAGGAAGGAGAACUUACGAUGCUGAGAGCAAAGUUAGUUUGUAAACAAACUUUGGCAGAAUUUGCGGUAAAGCUUAAAUUAGAUGUCAAGUUAAGGUUAGGCGUCGGAGCUUUGAGUUCUAACGCAAGGAACAAUGAAAAGGUUUUAGAAGACGCUUUUGAAGCUUACGUCGGAGCCAUAUUUUUAGAUACAAGAAGAAAUUAUAACGAAGUAAUGGAAUUUAUGAAACCUUUAAUAGAACCAAAAGUUGAGCAACUUCUAAAGGAAGGUCUUUCUUCAAAUACAAACCCACAGAAACAAAAUAUUUCUAGUCCUAUAAUCGGUCCUCGAGAUUUGUCUUUUCCAAAUUUACCCCAUGAAGAUCCUAUUAACACCCUUCAAACCUGGUCACAGAGAAGAGCAUAUGGUUUACCUCUAUAUAAAGAAGUUGAAGUGAAAGGUCAAGAUCAUAAUCCACAGUUUACUUUUGAAGUGGUCAUCAACAAUAAAGCAUACGCCCAGGGGACGGCGAGAAAUAAAAAGGACGCUAAAAAACAGGCCGCCAUCAAGGCCCUCAAUACUAUAAGGGGUGAUGGUAAAUCUGAUGCUAAACCACCUGAUCCUCCUGACGUUAAACCUAACGUUAAACUAUCUAAUGUUAAACCUGAAUUGAGUAGAAUGACAAAUAGUUUUCGUAGUAUGAACAUAGUCUAA
Funneliformis mosseae is the source of this 885-nucleotide messenger RNA. The record is from the annotation of a GenBank genome assembly. NCBI's taxonomy places the organism in Eukaryota, Fungi, Glomeromycota, Glomeromycetes, Glomerales, Glomeraceae.